CUUUUGGCCAAAAGUGUCGCGAGAUUUUUAAGGGAGGGAAAAGGAGGGAGAGGAUCCUCUGCACGCGCCCAAUUAAGCUAGCGCUAACGAGCGUGGAGCAGCUUCCACCGAAUUCGGUGCGAUCGUUAUUGGUCUUUCCGUUGCAACGGAGGAGAAAAUCCGGGUGAAGGAGCUUGGACCGGACAAGCAAGUUACUUUAUUCUCUCUCAGGAACUAGAAAACUAUGUUAUCCAUAAUUUCUAAAGCAUGAAUGGAACUGUAUACAACUGAAAAUUGUUCUUUAACGUUACUUGAUUUAUGCUUGUUGCUUGCCAAAAGAACGGCCAGUAUCAAGCAAACAUGUUCCACAGUAGUCUUUUACAAAUGAAAUUACAGGUGAUAAAAGUGUGUGUGCACGUGUGUGUGGGUGCUUAAAAGACUGUAUUAAUUAGUGAAGUGGAUUUGGUAAAUGGCUGAUUAUUUGACCUAACUUGGUUAGUUUUAGUAACCCCAUAUUUAUCUAUGUUUUUAUUAUUUCAGAAUGGACACGACAGGGAAGAGACGGCGAACUCUAACAAAGAAAAGGCAAGAAAUGCCAGUUUCCCCCCCUACCCAAAAUGAGGAAUCUGGUUAUUUUGCAUUUGUUCACUUUGAAGAUGAUGCUACUGCAAAACUUUUUAAACCCUCAAGCAUAUUAGUAGGCAGCAACGAAAGUCCAGUCCUUCGACUCCUGGACCUUAAAACGGGACAAAAUGUUUUAGCUAAGUGGUCUGACGGCAAAUUUUACAAAGCCACUGUUGAAUAUGUAUCUCAGACAGAGACCCCAGUCAGAAAAACACCAAAGCAGACACCAAAGCAGGCUUUUAUAAACCAAUUUUUAGGGUCUCCUCCUGAAAAUGUGUCAGCAUCAUCAUCAGGGUCUUCACCUGACACUAUAAUAAUACAGAGGAGCCCUCUGCCAGAAUAUGGGGAAGAGAUCAGUCCAGGACCAUUGACGUCACCUCACUUGGCCAGCAGAGAUGGACGUUCGCCUCACGGUGCUGGUGCUCUAGCCAGGAGAAGCCCACCAUCAUCGCACAGGGCCAGUGGAGGCGGACCAUCCCUUAACUGGGCCAGUGGAGUUUCACCUCCCUCCCACGGGGCCAGUAGAGUCUCACCUCCCUCCCACGGGGCCAGUGGAGUCUCACCUCCCUCCCACGGGGCCAGUAGAGUCUCACCUCCCUCCCACGGGGCCAGUGGAGUCUCGCCACCCUCCCACGGGGCCAGUAGAGUCUCACCUCCCUCCCACGGGGCCAGUGGAGUCUCACCUCCCUCCCACGGGGCCAGUGGAGUCUCACCUCCCUCCCACGGGGCCAGUAGAGUCUCACCUCCCUCCCACGGGGCCAGUGGAGUCUCACCUCCCUCCCACGGGGCCAGUAGAGUCUCACCUCCCUCCCACGGGGCCAGGUCUUUAUUUCACCAAUGCUUUAAGAUGAAUGAAGGAAUGAACGCGUGCUACCGCCCCGUUAGCUCAGAGUGA
Gadus macrocephalus (Pacific cod) is the source of this 1498-nucleotide messenger RNA. RefSeq names its product histidine-rich glycoprotein-like. The record is from RefSeq and is a predicted model, not a curated record. NCBI's taxonomy places the organism in Eukaryota, Metazoa, Chordata, Actinopteri, Gadiformes, Gadidae. The transcript has 3 exons. Bases 521 to 1498 code for a protein of 325 amino acids.